Molecule: messenger RNA, 1716 nt
Organism: Triticum aestivum (bread wheat)
Lineage: Eukaryota; Viridiplantae; Streptophyta; Magnoliopsida; Poales; Poaceae
Product: PTI1-like tyrosine-protein kinase 1
Exons: 8
Coding region: 306-1412 (368 amino acids)
Biological process (GO): protein phosphorylation
Molecular function (GO): protein tyrosine kinase activity; ATP binding
Source: RefSeq, a predicted model, not a curated record
CCGUGUAAUUAGCGACGCUCCCACACCGGUAACGGACGGCGGCUUUUGCUUUUUUUUUUGAGGGUAGGACGGCGGCUUUUGCUUAGGCGGGCGGCAGCGAGGGGGGAGGAAGCGAAGCGAGGCUGCUGCUCUGGCCUGCCCACCGCCCUCUCCGUUCCGUCCCCCUCCCACCCCUCGGCUUUCAGGCGAGACGGCCGGAGCGAGCUAGCGGGCGCGUGGGAGUGCGGCCUGCUGCUGCUGGUGGUUGCGGAGGAGGCGGGAGGGAGCUCGCGGCCGCGGCCGGCGUGCAGUGGCCAGGAGACAGUAUGAGGCAUUGGCUUUGUUGCAAUGGCCAGAGCGGUGACGACGACGACAGACAUGAGGUGGAACAUUCCAAAGCUCAGGGGAAUAAGAUAGACGGCAAGCUAAAAUCUUCGAAACCUGCUGACCAACCUCAGCCAGAUAUUUCCCCUCCUACAAUUGAUGUCCCAGAACUGUCAUUUGAGGACUUGAAAGAAAAGACUGACAAUUUUGGAUCGAGUUCCCUGAUUGGUGAAGGUUCAUAUGGACGAGUAUAUCAUGCUACCAUGGAUGAUGGCAGGCAAGCGGCUAUUAAGAAAUUUGAUGCAUCUGAAAAUGAGCCCAACGAUGAAUUCUUGAAACAGGUCUCACUUGUAUCAAGGCUAAAACAUGAAAAUCUUGUGGAGAUGCUGGGCUACUAUGUGGAGGGCAACUAUCGUAUACUGGCAUAUGAAUUUGCAACAAUGGGUUCUCUUCACGAUGUUCUGCAUGGAAGAAAAGGAGUUCAAGGUGCGCAGCCUGGCCCUGUGCUUGACUGGAUGCAGAGAGUCAAAAUUGCUAUCGAGGCGGCAAAAGGUAUAGAGUACCUACAUGAGAAGGUUCAGCCUUCAAUCAUCCAUCGGGACAUCAGAUCAAGCAAUGUGCUUCUGUUUGAGGACUUCAAGGCGAAAAUUGCGGACUUCAACCUCUUAAAUCAAGCUCCUGAUAUGGCAGCACGUCUCCAUUCGACUCGUGUAUUAGGGACAUUUGGAUAUCAUGCUCCAGAAUAUGCUAUGACUGGCCAGCUGACACAGAAGAGUGACGUCUACAGCUUUGGCGUGGUUCUUCUUGAACUUCUGACUGGAAGGAAACCGGUUGAUCACACAAUGCCUCGGGGGCAGCAAAGUUUAGUCACUUGGGCUACUCCAAGAUUGAGUGAAGAUAAGGUGAAGCAAUGCGUAGAUCCUCGGUUGAAGGGAGAAUAUCCUCCAAAGGGAGUUGCUAAGCUUGGUGCGGUGGCAGCUCUGUGCGUGCAGUAUGAAGCAGAGUUCAGGCCCAACAUGAGCAUCGUCGUCAAGGCGCUCUCGCCUCUGCUACAACAAAGAGCAGCAGCGCCGGCAGCCUCUGAGCUGGCCCCGGCACCCGGGGCUUAGGAGGUGUUGGAUCAUGAGACUUCCCAGCGCUUACUAGCCCGAAAUGGCACACCUGGUGUGAUUUGCAAGCGGUUUGUAGAUUUGUUUUGCGGGAUUCUUCGGUCGGAUACAGAAUAUUUUCUCUGCCAGUCUGUUGCCACCCUAGGGACUUCUCUGCUGUUUGAGAUUUGUGCAGUGCAUUUGUCUGUUAUAGGUGGUUAGUGGUUAUCUGUUCUCUUUUUACUGGAAGUGCAUAUCGGAAGUGUUGAAAACUCGAGACAUCGUUUGGAACUAGAUUAAGUGCAACAUGCUCAGAGCUUCUAUA